AUGCCUCCCGCUCAGCGCGGUGGCCGCCUCCGUGCCCUGGCCUUCCUCUGCCUCUGGGCACUGGUGGAAGCAAGGACCAGGACUUACUACCUCGGCAUUGUGGAGGAGAACUGGGACUACGCACCGUCUGGGAAAAACCUGAUCACGGGGCAAAGCCUCUUAGAGGACAAGUUUGCGAGCGUGUACGCUACAAGAGGAGCCAACCGGAUAGGACGUGUGUACAAAAAGGCAAUUUUUAGGCAGUUCACAGAUGACACUUACUCCCAGGAGAUCCCCAAAGCAGCAUGGCUGGGGUUCCUUGGCCCAGUCCUGAAGGCAGAAGAAGAGGAUGUCUUUAUCAUUCAUCUGAAAAACUUUGCUUCCCGCCCAUACUCUGUGCACCCACAUGGGGUCUUCUAUGACAAGGACUCUGAAGGAGCACUUUACCCUGAUGGAACUGGCGGUAAAAGCAAAGAGGACGACUUUGUUGUUCCCGGUGGAAAUUACACAUACACAUGGCCAGUAAGGAAAGAUUAUUCCCCAACUUUGGCAGACUCAAACUGCUUGACUUGGAUUUACCAUUCUCACAUUGACACACCAAGAGAUAUUGCAUCUGGUUUAAUUGGGCCUCUGCUGGUGUGUAAAAAAGGAACUGCAGAUGAGACCACAAUAGAAGGGACUGGUGCUGCUAAUGCUUUUGCCCUGAUGUUUAGCAUUGUAGAUGAAAACUUCAGCUGGUACCUUGAUGAGAAUAUAAACACCUUCUGCUUAGAACCAGACACAGUUGACAAAGAGGAUGAAGGUUUCCAGACCAGCAACCGAAUGCAUGCUAUUAACGGUUACAUCUACGGCAACCUGCCCGGCCUGGAGACGUGCGCUGACACCUCCGUGUCCUGGCACUUGUUCGGCAUGGGGAGCGAGAUCGACAUCCACGCUGCCUAUUUCUACGGGCACACGUUCAGCAGCAGGGACCAGAGGGCCGAUGUGGUGGGUCUCUUCCCGGCCACGUUCAUCACGGCGGAGAUGACGCCCGGCAGCCCCGGGAGGUGGCUGAUAACCUGCCAGGUCAACGAGCACUUGCGAGGUGGCAUGGAGGCACUAUAUGAUGUUCAGAUCUGCCAAAAAAACCUGUCUCAGCCUUCGCCAAUCAGUCACACGAGAAGAUAUUACAUCGCUGCUGAGGAAGUGCUCUGGAAUUAUGGACCUGACGGUUAUGAUAAAUUCACUGGGCAGGGUUUGAACGCCACUGGCAGUGAAUCUGCAACAUAUUUCACCCAAGGGACGGACAGAAUAGGAGGGCAAUACUGGAAAGUUCACUAUGUGGGAUACACUGAUGCAACGUUCAGUAAGAAGACUUGGUCAGAGGACUUGAAGCACCUGGGAAUACUUGGCCCUGUUAUAAAAGCUGAAGUGGGAGAUACAUUGCUGGUUACUUUUGCCAACAAAGCCAGAAGAAGCUAUAGCAUUAUGGCCCAUGGUGUAAGCUUCAGCAAGCUGUCAGAAGGUGCUCCCUACUUAGAUGGCUACCUGAAGCCAGGAGCCCACGUCAGGCCAGGUGAAACCUUCACCUACAAAUGGAGGGUGCCUGAGAAUGGAGGUCCAACAGAGAGUGACCCCCCGUGCCUGACCUACCUGUACUAUUCAGCCACUGAUGCUGUCAAGGACACCAACUCUGGCCUCGUGGGACCUUUGCUGGUCUGUCGGAAGGACGCCCUGAAUCACGACGGGACACAGAAAGGAAUAGACAGAGAAUUUUACCUCCUCUUUUCAAUCUUUGAUGAGAAUGACAGCUGGUAUCUGAACAAGAAUAUUGAAGCAUUUACUGGAGACCCUUCAAAAGUAGAUGAAAAAGAUGCUGAUUUCAUGGAAUCCAACAAAAUGCACGCUGUCAAUGGUUACUUGUAUGGCAAUCUGCCAGGCCUGGCCAUGUGCAAGAAUGACAAAGUCUCCUGGCACCUCAUUGGGCUGGGCAGCCACUACGACAUGCACGGGGUUCAUUUCCAAGGCAACACCAUCGACUUGAGAGGGACGACAAGGGACGGGCUGGCCUUGUUUCCUCAUUUAUCAGGGACUGCACUAAUGCAGCCAGACCGUGUGGGCACGUUCAAAGUGGUUUGCAGGACUUUUGAUCACUUUGUUGGUGGGAUGAAACAUCUCUACGAGGUCAGCAGCUGCCACAACACCACCCAAGCCCAGCAGCAGCGUGGGGCCAUGAGGCUCUACUACAUUGCUGCAGAGGAAAUUGAGUGGGACUAUGCCUCAAAUAAGAGCUCAGCACCAAAGAUUUACAACAUCAGCAGCUAUGAGGAAAGCUAUGGGCAUGUUUUUCUGAGCCAAGAAGAGGACCAGAUUGGUUCAAAAUACAAGAAGGUGGUUUACAGGGAGUACACAAGUGGCAACUUCACACAGCACAAAGCGAGGACAGAAGAGGAGGAACACUUGGAAAUCCUGGGGCCAUUACUCCAUGCCGAGGUCGGUGACUCUGUACUCAUUGUCUUUAAGAACAAAGCCAGCAGGCCUUACUCAAUAAGUGCACAUGGUAUAGAAGAAGUGGGUUGUGAAGAACAGCCUGAGACACCAAUUACCCUCCCUGGGGAAAUAAACACCUACAGGUGGAACGUCCCAGAACGAUCUGGUCCUGGUAAAACAGAUCCGAAUUGUAUCACUUGGGUUUAUUAUUCAACAGCAAAUUUUGUCAAGGACACAUACAGUGGUCUGAUUGGGCCUCUUGUAGUUUGCAGAAAAGGAACUUUAGAUGAAAGAGGUCUAAGGAAAGACAUCGAUCGUGAAUUUACUCUUCUGUUUAUGGUGUUCGAUGAAAAUCAGUCCUGGUAUUUGAAAGACAAUAUUGAAACAUACCUUCACAAGAAUCCUGAUGAUUUUAAUUCCACUGAGAACUUUGUAGAAGGCAACAGCAAGCAUGCAAUCAAUGGGAAGAUUUACAACAAUCUCUUGGGUCUAACGAUGAAUGAAGGUGAUAGGACAAACUGGUACUUGAUAGGAAUGGGCAAUGAAGUGGAUAUCCACACAGUUCACUUCCAUGCACAGACCUUCAUCUUCAAGACAGAUAAGGACCACAGAGGAGACGUAUAUGACCUUUUCCCUGGGACUUUCCAGACAGUUGAGCUCGUAGCAGAGAACCCUGGAACGUGGCUUCUGCACUGUCAUGUGGCCGAUCACAUCCACGCUGGCAUGGAGACAACCUACACCAUCAAUAAAUCAGAGAGAAGAGAGUGGGAAGUUCCUUCAGAAGGAGGACACACAACUGGAGCAUUCAAUACAACUACUGCAACAAAUGGAACCACUACAAAGGAUGAUGACAACAGAGUGGGCAAUUUUUUCGGCAAAACUUUGAGUCCUGGAGAAGCCAGCCUGAUACUUGCAGCUUUUUUUUGCAUCGGACUUGUUCUACUGUCAACAGCAUUAAUCUUCUUCUGCUUCAUCACCCACCAAGGAAAUAGAAUCCAUUACACAGCUCUGCAUGACAAAAGUGCUUUUCUGGCAGAUUCCCUGUAAAUCCCCACUUUUAAUAGCGUUCACAGGGACUCACUGGAUUUCACGACAUAGAACCAUAAAACCAUUAAGGCUGGAAAAUACCUCUAAGAUCAUUGAGUCCAACCAUCAACCUAAUACUGCCAGACCACAUGCUGCUAAUAAAAGUGGAGCAGGGCAUAUGCUGUCAGUCCUACCCCAUGGCCAGUGCUCACAAGAGUGAACAUGAGCUGUAGGGCUCAGCUCCAAGAGCACACCUCUUGGCAUCCAUAGGCAUCCAUAGGGUUUUCACAGGCAGAACGGCAUUCGUGUGCUCUGUGUAGAAACAUGGGGUUCACACUAGGAAAUAAACACCACCAGGGACUGGCUUAAGUUGUCAGCUUCUGAAGGAGCAGGUGCUAAUCUCAAAGUCCCUGCAGUUUCCCAAAGUUUGGCUCAAUGAAUUCACCACCAGUCAAGUGAUUGUCCCUUUUUAUUUUUCCUUUUAAAUGAGGAAACUCUGCACCAUGGACAGAUUCCUGAAAACCUACAAAUAAAUUUCAGCACCUGACAGGUUCAGCAGUGCCCCUGCUGUUAGUUUCUAACAGCUUUUUCCAUCUCUAAAAAUCUAGUCCUGAACAACCUCCAAGAGAUUAAUUGACUUUGUAAAUGCUGCUUUUUAUGUCCUGAUUCGGUAUUUCUUCUUUGCACUGAGCAACACCUCUCUCCCUACCUGCAAUGAAGGCACCAGGAAGAUGAUCUCUGUGCUCUGCGAGGCAGACAGACAGAAUCAGGACAUGUUUAGUGAUACUUGGAUGUUUAUAGCUCAUUUUUUGUUAGGCUGUGUUCGUUCUUGCCUGCUCAUACCUGCCAUAGCUCUUGCAGAGGAAUUCCAGAACAAACACCUUUGUAAAACUGUUUACACAAAUUUGAUUUUGAAUGUAAAUCCAAGUUGCUGUUUUGGUUUUUUUAAAUUUUAUUUUUUCCCCUUCUUCUACUUUCCACAUAAUUUAAAUUACGUUCAAAGGUAGGAAAUUUUACUGUGCAACAUUCUUACUGUAUCUUUAGUGUGUCCUACAUUGACGUCCAGUCAAACAAUAUGUUGAAGGUUCUUGGAUGUUUCUCAGUAAUUUCUUUGUUUUCCUCAGUCAUUUGAAAGCACACAGAUAAAGUAGAAAUGAAGGGCAGAGCCCUAAUAGAAUUUGCAUCAUAUCAACAAACAAAAUUUCCUUCUCAAAAUCUCCCAUUUGAGCUGCCAAAAACAGAUAUUCUAAACCCUUUCAUCUUCCUGUCCUGUAAACAUUGAAAUUGGGGUCUCUUGUUCUGUGCAAAAAUACUGUCUGUGCAGAACUUUUGUUGUCUGUGUACAUACAAAAUUAAAGCCUUUCACUUAAAAUGCACUGUUAAGAAAGGGAAUUAUUUGGUACUUCACUUCUAAGGUAGCUAAUGU
Ficedula albicollis (Collared flycatcher) is the source of this 4900-nucleotide messenger RNA. RefSeq names its product hephaestin like 1 (gene HEPHL1). Gene Ontology annotation, cellular component: plasma membrane. Bases 1 to 3495 code for a protein of 1164 amino acids. Gene Ontology annotation, molecular function: ferroxidase activity; copper ion binding. NCBI's taxonomy places the organism in Eukaryota, Metazoa, Chordata, Aves, Passeriformes, Muscicapidae. Gene Ontology annotation, biological process: iron ion transport. The record is from RefSeq and is a predicted model, not a curated record. The transcript is spliced from 20 exons.